AUGGGUUCCAGCAAGAUGGCCUCUUCUUCUGGGGAUUCGGGCGACUCUCCAUUGUCCGCAACUGAUUUCCGGACUUAUAAUCGUAUGUCGGAGCAAAUGGAAGGAUUCCACAGCCAUUUCCGUUUAACAUGGAACCAGCUCUGGGAGGCAUGCGAAAGCUCUGGAAAACGGGGACUCUCAGCCCGCCAGAUGAUCAUGAUGGGCCUUCAAUUCUGCUCACAAUUGGAUUUCCAUCACUCCAUCGAGGAGCAACACAUCUUCCCCGUGCUGGCGAAAAAGAUGCCCGAGUUUCGAAAGGAGCUCGAACUAUUGAGUCAACAUAGACAGAUUCAUGCGGGACUUGAGAAACUCGAGAAAUAUCUUGAGAAGUGUCGGUCCGGCGAGGAAGAUAUGCGCCGCGAAGAGGUCAAACGGUUGAUGGAGGGGUUUGGCAAGGUUCUGUGGACACACUUAGACCAAGAGGUUCAAACUCUUGGAGCUGCCAACAUGCGCAAGUUCUGGUCUCUUGCCGAGAUGCGUCGGCUUCCUAUGUGA
Penicillium hordei is the source of this 534-nucleotide messenger RNA. Its product is annotated as hemerythrin domain-containing protein. The record is from RefSeq and is a predicted model, not a curated record. The transcript is spliced from 2 exons. The coding region runs from base 1 to 534 and encodes 177 amino acids. NCBI's taxonomy places the organism in Eukaryota, Fungi, Ascomycota, Eurotiomycetes, Eurotiales, Aspergillaceae.